GUUAAGGAGGGAGGACGGUGUCGCCGGGCGUCGUCUCCUGGGUGCCUUCUCUUGACAUUGUCCUCGUGGUCCUGGCCGAGGGAUGGCCCCGGCACAGACGGCGGGCGAGGUGAAAUGAGGCGCCCGGGGGAAAGAAGCCCCCUCGGUUGCCGGAGCGGAGGCGGAGGCGGCGGCGGGACUGGCUGAGCCGAGCCGAGCUGGCGGCGCCCCCGGCCCGGCGCUUCGUGCAAGGCACAACCUGUGUGACCUCACUGUAGGAUUAGCACAAUGACGGCCAUCUUAGAACGGAUCAGCACUUUGUCUAUUAGUGGACAACAACUCCGUCGCCUCCCUAAGCUCUUAGAAGAAGGCUUCCCCAAGAUGCCUUGCACAGUCAACGAAUCUGAUGUGCCACAGCUGUUCCGUGAACCCUAUAUCCAAGCUGGGUAUCGCCCGACAGGUCAGGAUUGGCGCUACUAUUUCUUCAGCCUCUUCCAGAAACACAAUGAAGUAGUUAAUGUCUGGACCCACCUAUUGGCAGCCCUUGCAGUGCUACUAAGGUUUCAUGCUUUUGCUGAAUCAGAGUUGUUGUCUUGGGACGUCCACUCUUUGCCUCUCCUCAUCUUUGUCCUGUCCUCUGUAACAUACCUAACAUGCAGCCUCUUGGCUCACCUCCUCCAGUCCAAGUCAGAGAUGUCGCACUACACUUUCUACUUUGUGGAUUACGUUGGUGUCAGCGUAUACCAGUAUGGAAGUGCCCUGGCCCAUUUCUACUACAGUUCUGACGAAGCCUGGUAUGACAAGUUCUGGAUUUUCUUCCUGCCAGCAGCUGCUUUUUGCGGGUGGCUUUCCUGUGCUGGCUGUUGCUAUGCCAAGUACCAUUACCGGCGUCCUUACCCCAUAAUGAGGAAAGUGUGUCAGGUGAUCCCAGCAGCACUGGCAUUUGUCUUGGACAUCAGUCCUGUGGCACACCGUGUGAUCCUGUGCCAUCUUGAAGGCUGUAAGGAGACCGCAGCAUGGUACCAUACCUUCCAGAUACUUUUCUUCUUGGUCAGUGCUUAUUUCUUCUCCUGCCCAGUUCCUGAGAAAUAUUUCCCAGGCUCCUGUGAUAUUGUGGGUCAUGCUCACCAAAUUUUCCACACAUUCCUUGCCAUCUGCACAUUGUCUCAGUUGGAGGCCAUCUUCUUGGAUUACAAGAACAGGCAAGAUAUUUUCCUCAGACGACAUGGAUCCCUUUCCAUCAUCCUGUCCUGUGCCUCCUUUUUUGGCUUAGUGGCUUGCAGUGCUCUCACGGCACACCUCUUGCAGCGCAAGAUCAAGGUGGAGCUAGUUGUAAAGGAAUCCUGAGAGAUUGCAUUGGGCGACACAUUCAGUCCUGGCCUUCUUGAAGAAAACUAGCAGAGAAGAACUGUGUUUAACUACUGUGUGUAUAUAAAUAAAUUAACAAAGCAGUUUGUCUUUAUAACUUAUAACCAAGGAAUUGAUUGCAGGCUGGAACUACUUUUUUUUAAAAAAAGCUGCCUUAAUAUUCUAAACAUUUUUUUACUAAGUGCACCUGUUGCUGGGCAAAGGGCAUUUAGGAUCUCUAACAGGGCUCGUCCAGAUGCAGCAGCAUUUGUUCCCCUAUUUGUAUCCUGUUGUGUACUGACAAUAUCAGUAUUUUUCCUGCCAAUCCGAAAAGGCAAAACAGAAAUUGGUACUAACAGUGACAGUGAAUGGCAAAACAUCUUCGUUUUCAAUCACAUCCUGUGUUUUUAAAAACCAUCUACUGUUGGUUGGUUGCACUCACUUUGUAAUGAGGGCAAAAUUCAGAUUGCAAGUGUUUCCUGAGUCGGAUUUUUCAGUUUAGUACUGAUCUACUAAAACAACAAACAAAAAUCUGGCAGAUAAAGGUAAUUUUUAAAGGUUUUGCACAGCAAUUUUCUAAAACAAGUUGUGAAAUACAGGUGGUUCCAAAAUGGAAUAGUAGUGGAAUGAGUCUCUUUAGUGGAAGACUUGGAUCAGAAGCUGUCAGUUACUGCUUAUCUGCCAAACUGACCAUCUAACAAAACCAAACAAAAACAGCACAGAUAAUGUUGCGAGUUUUCUCAACAUAUUUUGAAGGAGUUAUUUUUGAAAGACAGUGGAUUUCUGAAGUAGAUUAGAAGGGGUCCUCUGCUGCAAAGGGCUGUGGUUGGGAACUUUGGGUGUUAAUCUACUUAAUUACAAAAAUUCAGCACAAGUGGUAAUUUCUAAAGCAAUUCUUCAAGAUUUCCAUUAACAUAUUAUGAUUUCUUAAAGAAAAGUGUAGUUUUAGGAGGAAGUGUAGAAAGAAAUCUGUACUCGUUCAUCACCAACAGCCAGGGGGAUGGGAUUGGAAACAGUGCUCCAUCUGGAUGAGUCCUAAAGAUGUUUUUAAGGCAUUCUUUUUUCUAAAUGUUCUUGCUUUAGGGGUUGAAGGUUGUAUGUAUGUGAAGGAGAAGAACGGAUUGAGGAGUAAUUUAAAGGAGGGGGAGAAAUAACUGUAAUCACUCAUUUACAAAGGCCUGACUGUCACUGAGAGGUGGAACCUUUGUCUGAUUUCUACACUUCAGAAUGCAGAUCAAGGUUGACUUCAACACAGAAUGGUGGGAGGUGGGAGUAGGAAGAUGCCUGCAUUUAGAAACUGAGUAUGUUAAGAAAAGACUUUAAACUGUGUUGUUUUUUUAUGUGUAGGGGUUUGGUUUCAGGUACAUUUCUCUAAAGGAGGUCAAUCAUUCAGGUUCCUACUCUGUCUGAAAUGGUACAGUACUAAUACCUUUGUCAUCUGAAGGAGGACUAGGCCAAGGAUUCUGGAAUUUGGUGAAACUUAACAGAAUUCUGAAAUUAGGGAAAUUGCCUAAUUAGGUCUAUUCUAUUUUAGUUGCUUAUGAUCCCGAUACUAUUGAAGUCAGCUAUACACAUCCAGUAGGCAUGGACCUCACACAAUUUGUUAGUUUCAGGAGUAUUUUUUAAAAAUAUAUGUAAAAUAUAUAGUUGUGUGAUGGUGAAACAGGCUAAUAUUUGGCCCCUGGUUUUUGUUUUGGCUUAGGCUAGUGGUUCUUGACCUUGAGUAACUCACAUGUUCUUGGACUGCAAUUCCCAGAAACCCUGCUGAGCACAGCUAGUGGUGAAAGCUUCUGGGAGUGGCAGUCAAAGAACACUUAGAUUAGCCAAGCAAGGUUGGGAAUUACUGGUUUAGGCAUUUGGGAAUCCAGAAUUUUCUUGCAGGUGAGAACAAGCCAUUGUAAUGGUCUUGAAAAGAAAAUUCUGUUUCUUUCAAGUAUUAGUAUGUUAAAAUUGCAUUUUUCCUCUUCUGCAUAGGCCUUUUUAUCUAAGGGUUGGUUACGUUUGGGGACAACUUAACCAGGCCAUUUUAUUGUUGACCGUGGAGUCAGAGCUGCCCCCACAUUUCUUCCACUGUUGAUGUGGUUCAGGCAGUACAGUUGUUUCCGUCUGUGCUUUUUGAAAAAUUGUAAUACAUUUAAAGAAGAAGAGAGUGUAGAAGCAUACAUAAAAGAAAUUUGCCAUGGAAUGGAUUAGGACUACAAGUAAAUAAAGUGAAGGGAUGGAAGAAGAACGGUUGGACUUCCAAACUUCCAUUUGCUAAGGGCUCAAGUGCCCAUUAUACCGUACUAGGAAGAUGAGUCUUAACAGGAACCUCCAUUAAGCUUCCUUCUUCUCCAUCAAACAGGCUUCCUUUAGCUCUCCGUUUAUUGAUUCUUCCAGCUGAUUGGAAAGGCUCAUAACCACCAUCUCUUUAGGAAGGUGUCACAGAAAGACUGCAAUUUGGAGUGGCAUCCUUUCUCCCUCAUCCAUUUAUGUAGGCCACUAUAGCAUUUUGCUGUACAAUCUGCUUCAGGUGUGUUUUCUGAUCCCUUAAACCGAUAUUUCCUCAAGCCAUUUUAAUUGGCAGGAACUUCUUAGAAUUACAUAAAAGGGAGAGGGAUUCCCAAACUUUUUAGCAUGGUGCCCCCUUUUCAUUUCUUGAUAAACCUUCAUGACUCUCUGCAUGUUU
Pogona vitticeps (central bearded dragon) is the source of this 3994-nucleotide messenger RNA. It is a transcript of the gene PAQR8, whose product is annotated as progestin and adipoQ receptor family member 8. Gene Ontology annotation, biological process: response to steroid hormone. The record is from RefSeq and is a predicted model, not a curated record. NCBI's taxonomy places the organism in Eukaryota, Metazoa, Chordata, Lepidosauria, Squamata, Agamidae. Gene Ontology annotation, cellular component: plasma membrane. Gene Ontology annotation, molecular function: nuclear steroid receptor activity; steroid binding.